Tachysurus fulvidraco (yellow catfish) is the source of this 6055-nucleotide messenger RNA. RefSeq names its product delta-type opioid receptor-like. NCBI's taxonomy places the organism in Eukaryota, Metazoa, Chordata, Actinopteri, Siluriformes, Bagridae. The coding region runs from base 265 to 1389 and encodes 374 amino acids. Gene Ontology annotation, biological process: neuropeptide signaling pathway; G protein-coupled opioid receptor signaling pathway. The record is from RefSeq and is a predicted model, not a curated record. Gene Ontology annotation, molecular function: G protein-coupled enkephalin receptor activity; neuropeptide binding. Gene Ontology annotation, cellular component: membrane; neuron projection. The transcript has 3 exons.
CAGGAGGUGUAUAGAACAGACCUGCUCGGGGUGUCAGAAAGCAGACAGAAAGCAGACAGAAAGCAGACAGAAAGCAGACAGAAAGCAGACAGAAAGCAGACAGAAAGCAGACAGAAAGCAGACAGAAAGCAGACAGCGCUCACUUUCCUUUCUCCGUGUUGUUGGUGUUGAGUUUUUGCGCGUCGUUUCUUCAGCUCCGUAUAACAAGCUAGAAGUUUGCAGGUCUGAAGCGUUUCUCCCAUCACACAGAGCCACCAUCACAUCAUGGAGCUGUCCACUGCUGCUGAUGCUGACAUUCCCGACCUUUACCCCGUCAUCCCGUACAAUGUCACCUUUCCGGACGAUGUGACAGCCUUCGUUCCGGAUGGACAAAACCAAACUGAACAAAACCCCACGAAAGGAACAGCGGGGAUGAUAAUAGCUGUGUCCAUUACUGCUCUCUACUCCAUCAUCUGCGUCGUGGGACUUCUCGGGAACAUCCUUGUGAUGUAUGGGGUGGUCAGAUACACCAAGAUGAAAACUGCCACAAAUAUCUACAUUUUUAACCUGGCUUUAGCUGAUGCCUUGGCCACGAGCACACUUCCCUUCCAGAGUGCUAAAUACCUAAUGAACACCUGGCCUUUUGGCGAGCCCCUGUGCAAGCUCGUCAUAGCCAUCGAUUACUACAACAUGUUCACUAGCAUUUUCACGCUGACCAUGAUGAGCGUUGAUCGCUACAUUGCUGUGUGCCACCCAGUCAGGGCGCUCGAGUUCCGCACUCCCGUCAAGGCCAAGUUUAUCAACGUGUGUAUUUGGAUUCUCUCAUCUGCCAUUGGAGUCCCCAUAAUGAUCAUGGCAGUUACCAAGGUGACAGAUCAAGGAAAAACAGUCUGCACUCUGAAGUUUCCAGAUCCUGACUGGUACUGGGACACAGUGACAAAAAUCUGUGUUUUCAUCUUUGCCUUUGUGGUGCCAGUUCUCGUCAUCACAAUCUGCUAUGGGUUGAUGAUCCUUCGCCUUCGCAGUGUUCGGCUUCUCUCUGGUUCCAAGGAGAAGGACAGGAACAUGCGUCGCAUCACUCGCAUGGUGCUAGUGGUGGUGGCAGCUUUUAUCAUCUGCUGGACCCCCAUUCACAUCUUCAUUAUUGUCAAAACUCUGGUGGAGAUCGAUCAGAGGAAUCCCUUUGUCAUUGCCAGCUGGCACCUGUGCAUUGCUCUUGGUUAUACCAACAGCAGUCUCAACCCCAUUCUUUAUGCCUUCCUAGAUGAGAAUUUCAAGCGGUGCUUCAGGGAGUUCUGCCUACCAUUCCGUACCAGGAUGGAACAAAACAGCAUUUCCAGAACCAGGAAUGUCAACCGGGAACCAGCAUCAGUUUGUGCUCCAUCCCAGGCAGGAAGGACACCGGUAUGACUAGGCCUGGAACGGAUCCCAUCAGGAUCCCGCUCACGAGUCCAACAAGACCUGCAGUCAGAGGUCACUCAGAUUACCACCACUGAAUUUUAGAAAUGAAUUUAGUACACUUCGUACACCAGAUAUAAAAGUUUCCAGAUAAUAAGAUUCGCAUACCAGAGUGAAUCCUAACUCUAACUAACUACUUAUUGCAACAGGCAGAUACUCACUGUAUUCUCACAGUGUAUGUCAAAAGAGAUGAGCUCAAUGGAUUUGAUCAAUCAUAGACCAUCAGUGGAUUGGCUAUGCCAUAAAAUACAGAUCGAUUGAUUUUUUAUUUUGGAACAGACUUUAUCCUGAGGCCAACACACAAAUCAUGCUCUAUCUUGCUGAAUGGAUUAUUUUGCACCGCCAACUAAAGACUGAAUAAAUCUGAAUAAGAUAAAGAAUUUAUAUUUUCUGAAGAAACCCAACACAUACAGAAUGUAAAUAAGCUUGCAUCAUUAAGAAAACAUUUCAAAUACUUGAACAAAACACUUGAGAUGAAGAAACAAUGUCACCGUUUUCUUGGAGGCCAAAAAGGAAUAGUCUGUGAUAUGAACAGAGACAAUAUGUGUCGAUGCGAUGUGUCAUCAUAUCUUUUUUGUACUGACCCUAACACAUUAAUGCUCUGCAGUACCACUCAUUAAGACUGAAGACAACCUGAAGGUAUCAUAACCUUAUAGUAACUAUUCAGUGUUUUUUUUUUUCAUUCUCAGAACAAUUACCUGGACUUUGUACAGUACAGCUCUACGGACUUGGUUACAACAUUGACUCUGACUGAAUCAGUAUAAUAUCAUGAACAUUUAUAUCUAGAAGGUAAAACAAUCCAGAAAUAAUGCAACAAAAUGGAAUAGAGUCACACAGUUGCAUUAGAUCAUUGGUGGUUUCCACUAAGGGCCGGUGUGGCUGCAGGUAUUAUUUUAUUUCAAGGAAGCAGGAGCCAAUGAUGAUUCUUCUGUUUACUCAGUAGAAUUUGAGCUAUACAGUCAGUCCAAAGCUGUAUGCCAAAGUAGUUGUAGUUGUCCAUAUUCUUACUAUUUAUCAAACAGUAGCUGACAAAUACAGAAUUUCCUACAGCAUCUGCAGUUUGAAAGCAAUGGAUAUUGCAUUAUAACAUUAGACAAUUGGACUGGUGCUGAAGAGAUAUGAGGUAUUAAACAUGGCUCCGUACAUUGAUAACUUGUUGAACGUUUAAGCUAGAUUUUCUUUAUUAUGUCAUCAUAGGACACAUGACAAUGCCAAUAUCGCAAAUGUAGGUUGUGUUCAUACUACACAAAUAUUCUAAUCAGUAUGUUUAAUGUUUCUAAGGCUGACCAGCAGGUAAUUACUAAGAUGCAGUAGCAUGUGUAUUCUGUAUGUUAUAGUGUUAUAGUACAUGAUUUUGGACACAGGCUCCAUUUACAGAUCAUUUGAAGUCAGGCUCUGAAUAAGAAUUAGAAUGAGUGAAAUAAAAACCUGCACUCACACCAGCCGAUUUUUGGAUUGUUUAUGCUAAUCUAAAUCUAAAAAAUAAAAAUAUUACAUAAAUUUGGUUAGAGGUAUCAUAGAUAGAAGUGAAUCAGCUUAAACGUUUUAAAAAUUUGUAGCAAUUAUUUCAUAAUUAAAUAGGGCAGCUUGCUAGGAAUGCCUCAUUAUGGCUCAAAUAAAUACCAUAAGCAAAACAAAACCUCUGUAGGAGUUUAGACAGUCAUCCCAGCAUCCCAGUAGUGUAUUUAACUAGUGCAGUAAGUAGUGCUUACAUCAGAAUAAAGGAACUUCCAUUGUAUAUAGUAUAGAGCAUAUUGCAUAUACACUGUGAAUAUGUGCACAUAGAUGCUUAAAGAGUAACAAUCAUAGCGAGGUUGCUUUAGCGUUACACUGAGCAGUAGAUACCAGGCUCUCUGUGCUUCUACAGAAAUACAUGUAAAGUGCCUAAAAAUCUGUAGUGAAAAUAUCUCCUUUGUUCUUUAUGAGCUGGAUGUUCUCCUUUGCUUGAAUGGAUAAAUGCUUCUAGCACUGUUUUUUUUUUAAUGAUUAUUAUUUAUGAAAUAACAUGUUUUGACAGCACUUGGUUGACACUGGUUGGAAUUUGCCCUGUCAGUUGUAAGAUGAAAUACUGUACAAACACUUCAAAAUAUUGUAUUUACUCCUCGACACUAACUCUGAUCCAUGUCCAUAUACAUAGACACUUACAUUUAUGGCAUUUUGCAAACAUUCUUAUCCAGAGCUCUCCAUGUUAGUUUGCUAACUUUCCAUGAUCUCGUCCUAGUUAUUCAAAGAUAGCUACAAAAAUGAAAUGGACAUAUUGAUUUGAUAUAACUGCCUAAAAUUAUUAUCGUCUAUUCAUUGGCUGAGCACAUAACCUGUUGCUGAACAUACUUUGAUCAGUAAGUGAUGCACUGCACAUCUGUGAAUUCUUGGGAUCUAUCCUAGCUUGAGUCUCAUGCUUUGUCAUGUAUACCUGUACAGUAUAUUCAAAGUGACAAGACACCAUUUAUUUUCAAUGAGAGCUUGAAACUUCCAGUGACAUAAGUGACAGCGAUCAUAGGCGACUUGAUGUGUGCAUGACGUGAAAAAGUUGAGAAAACUUUAUGCAAAUAUGAAGGGACUUGGUGAUGGGAGACUAAGAGAUUAGAGCACUAUGAUCCGUGACAAAGAGCAUACUCCACCAGAUCCUCCACCCACCGCUAACCGCCAAAACAACUAUGAAGUACAGUGCAAUACAGCACUGCUCAACUGGUCCCACCAUCUCAGGGUCAGAGGUUGGUAUACAGCAAGACCCUUAUCUGUUCUGGCACUAAGGUGGUGGACUGAACUUCCCCUAGAUGUCUGAAGAGCUGUGUAACUUGUAAUCUUCAACCAUGGGUGAAGACCUACCUUUUCCUGAAACACAAACUAAGGUCAUCAUAUACAGUAUCAUAUACAGUACAGUAUAUAUAAACCCUGAAAAAAGUUUUAGGUUGAUGGUAUCCUAAGUUUGUUACCUAGUGAACCAGUGUUAACGGAUUUUAUUGAUUAUUGAGACUUUUGUACUUUGCUCUGGAUAAGGAUGUCUGCCAAAUGCCAUUAAUGUAAAUGUAAACAUAGCCUAUGGCUCAAUCUUUAGUCAGUCGAGCAAUGGUUGAUUGUAUUUAGAACUGCAUGAGCAGGAAAUUAAUUAGCAUUCUGCCAUGCUGUGUUUCCAGUAGCACACACUCAUAUGAUCACAAGCUGGGGAUAAACACAGAACUGAGUUAAACCUUGUUAAAAAAAACAAAACACUUUUUUUUUUUAAACUUGUAUAUAUACAGUAGUUACUUUAAAAUAGUAUGAAUACAGUGUUUAGCAAGAUGGUUACCAUCUAUUCUUUGUUCCUUACUUCUAUUCACAUUUGAUUCAUUUUCAAUGCUGCAAAAUUGUUUUAAUGCAAAAUUGUGGAACUUAUAAUUGUGCGCCUGAACUAUACUUAUGGUUUCAAUAUUGUACCCAAUUUGCUCUUUUCCUUUUAAGGUAUAUCACAAUUUUCUGUGCAAUAUCCUGAGGCUAUUUACUUGUUUGUUUGUUUGUUUUUAUUUAAUUUAAUUUAUUCUGUUUUCACAUUCGGUUCACCAUCCUAAACAGUUUUUAUGGACCUCAAAUCAUAAUCAGAUGGUCUGUAAUUACUUAGUUGUUUUGAAAAUCACAACCAGCAUUAUUACGUAUUUUAUGUAUUCCAGAGGUCCAUAUUCUACUUUUAUUUCAAACCUUUAUCAUGGAGAUUUAGACGAGGUUUUUGUUUUGACAUUAUUAUUUCUGUUAUAUAAUUCUCAGUCACGACAGAAUAUGCUCAUCAGAAAACUGAGCUUUCAGAUUAAACCCAACCAACUUAUACGGCCCCACUGUUGCUAUAGCAACUAGCAACACAACAGAGCAAAAUACUCAGCAUUAGCUUAAGUGUUUUUAAUAAAGUGGAAAUGCUCAUGAAUACUGAAACUGACUGAAACUGGGUAUCUUAGAGGACAUCUUGUACAGUCAUGUAUAAUUAAUAAUGUGUGCUAGGGUGUGUAAAUAUAUUUAUAAAUAUUCAUGAGAGUUUUGAAUUGAAUUUUUACAGUGCAGACAGGCCUGUUGCAAACAAGUCACUCCAAAAUAAAAAGGCACGCUGUUUACCUUCAGAAAUACAUUUGUACGAGUUACGUUCAUAUUUAACUCCAAUUUUGGGAAGCUAAACCCAUUUUUCUACAUAAUACACUAAGAGUACACACUCAACUAAAUAACAUGAAGAGCGAUUGGAACACUGGGGAGAACUUUGCAGUAGCUAAUCAGUCCCCAAGUGCACAGCUAAAGAGAUAGUAGCUCAAAGUACAGUAGCUUGUGAGUCCAUGUGCUCAUUUUCCAUUAUCUAGAUAUACUGUAGAUAUAGUAUGCGUAGAUGGUGAUCUGGAAGUCCGUAGAGGCAGGACAAUAUCAAACUAAAAGACCUUCUUAAAGUUAAUCAGAGGCAGAUUUGUGUCUAGAGUGGGCAUCAGGUUAGCCUGGAAGCAAAGGAAAGAUAUGUUCACAAAUUAGACAAAGUCCAUUGUCCUUAUUUUCUGUAAAAGACUGUCCAAUUAUAAGCGUAUUAGAAUGACUCCACAUUUCUGUUCAAAGGAUAGCAUGGAUGAUAAGAUAUUAUCCUCAUGCAUUGAACCUGAAGAUUAGAGUGAGA